GCUAAUGGGGAUAAGUGGUAAACUCCCUGUAUCGAAUAAAAUUCGUACAAAAGUCAUAGCAAUUAAUGGAUCCUACCGUUUCAGCUCCAAUUUCUACGUCAUACCGGAACUCAGUGCGCAACCCUAUCGCACAAUCAAGCAGGACGAACUGAGCCUCCCACCUGGCAAGCGACUCGCCGAUGAAAACUUCAGUCAUACAGGGCCAGUUGAUGCGAUAUUAGGGGCCGGAAUAUGCUAUGACUCGCUCGGUGCAGGACUUCAUCGCUUACCUAAUGGACUCACUUUACAAAACACCAAAUUCGGUUGGAUAGUUGGAGGGUUGCUAUGCAAUAUGACCUCCACUAAUCUCCACUCGCGGAGUUGUCAUAAGGCGACCUAUAUUGACGACCUGGAAGUGAGCCUUGAGCGAUUUUGGAAGGUGGAAGAACUGCCACCUGACGUCCCAGACCGGUUAGCUUUACAAGACCAUGAGCUCGAGGAACAUUUCAGAGCUCACACGAAGAUUGCUGAGGAUGGUCGAUACGUCGUCCGGAUUCCCCCUACGGGGGGAGUUGACGCAACUGGGAGACUCCAUCGAACAGGCUCAACGACGAUUAUUAUCACUCGAGCGGAAGCUGUCUCGGCAUGAAGACACUUAUGAGGAGUACCGAAAGUUCAUGCGCGAAUAUCUUGAGCUAAGACACAUGACCCCUGUACCGGCAGACGAACUACAUAAGGUUCGAUACGUAAUCCCACAUUCGUGUGUGAUAAAACCAGAUUCUACAACCACGAAGCUGCGAGUAGUCUUCGACGCGAGUGCGAAGUCCACCACUGGAAUUUCGCUUAACGACCUACAAGCCAUCGGGCCAGUGAUACAACCGGAUCUCCUUCACUUAUGGUUGCAUUUUCGGACGCAAACAGUGGUGGUUACAGCGGACAUUGCGAAGAUGUAUCGCCAAAUCUGGGUAGCUGACUCGGACACCUGGAUGCAGUGCAUAUUAUGGCGCGAAGAUGCAAGAGAUACCGCUCAAAUGUAUAGGCUCCGUACCGUCACUUACGGCGAGGCCUCCUCGUCGUAUCUUGCGUGUAGAGCGUUAUAUGAGGCGGGCGAGGAAGUGCGUUCAUCCAAUCCGGAAAUCGCUGACGCCAUUCAGCGCUCAUUCUACGUGGAUAACCUGUCCUUGGGUGCUGCGACUCCGGACGAAUUACGUGUGCUUAGCUGCGGGAUUGAACGGGCACUUAUGAAUAGAGGAAUGCCCUUACGGAAAUGGGCAUCCAAUGUCCCUGCAGUAGUACAUGAUGUGCCAGAAGAACACCUUGACUCUCCGGUGCAAAUCGGCGACAGACAGGCUAUCAAAAUGCUGGGUCUAGCGUGGUGUCCUUCAGAAGACACAUUCCAGCUUAUCAUUGACAAUGAUUGCCACCUGCCCGUAAACUCCAUGACCAAACGAUGCUUAGUGGCAAAAAUUGCCAAACUUUACGAUCCAGUUGGAAUCCUGCAACCCGUGAUCAUCACCGCAAAAAUCCUCAUGCAAAAUCUAUGGCGCGACAAUCUUACAUGGGACGAAACUGUACCACCUCAUGCCCUUGCUAAGUGGAACGAGUUUGCGGCUCAACUACCAGUCCUUCGGCAGCUACACAUCCCAAGAAUGGCGCUGCCAAGUGAAGCAGAAAAUAGUACCAUCUAUGGUUUUUGUGAUGCCUCAACAAAAGCAUAUGGGUGUGCAAUAUACGUUCGCUACUUGGAUGGUAAUGGAGAAAGACGAUCGCGACUCCUAUGUGCCAAGUCAAGAGUUGCACCGCUGAAGGAACUGACUUUGCCCAGACUAGAACUACAAGCAGCACUCUUGCUAGCUGAACUCUACGUGAAAAUAAGGGACGUAUUCGGCACCCGAGUCCAACAAACUAGAUGGUGGACUGACUCGCAAGUCGUAUUAGCCUGGAUACGUUCCGAUAAUUCGAAAUUAGACGUCUUCGUAAAAAAUCGAGUAUCCAAGAUAUGCGCUGCGACCAAUGCAUGUGAUUGGCACUAUGUGCCAACAAAGCUAAACCCGGCAGACAUCGUAUCCAGGGGACUUCCAGCUAGCAAAUUGAUUCCUGCCCACAAACCAAUGAUGGUUACGAGACCAUAUCAGAAGAGGUUGCAGCCCCACCACAAGCUUUAGCGGCAACCGUAGGCCCCGCUUGUGAAGAUUUGAUAGCUCAAUAUAAGUACCACAAUUCCUUCAUUAAGACGAGGCGACAUUUCGCAUGGCUUAGCAGAAUCAUCCACAACUUCAAAGUUAAUUCUGCCAGGCUCCGUGUGACCUCUUCUACGGUGGAAAGAAAAACCGGUCCCUUGCUGCUGGACGAAUUGGAAUCCGGACUUCAAUUGUUGCUACGGGUAAUGCAGGCCACAGCAUUCCCCAAUGAGGUACGAGAAAUGCACGAAUCUGGACAGGUUAGCUCAAAAGGUCCUCUUCAGCACCUUAACCCGAUCGUUCGAGACAACCUGAUACGCGUGAAGGGACGAUUGGAGAACGCAGAAAUGACGGAUGAUGCGAGAGUGCCGAUCUUAGUGCCGAAAUCACAUCCCUUUUCUCGCACUAUUGUACGGUACCUUCAUGAAUACAAUCACCACGCCGGUACGGACCUAGUUAUGGCAGAAUUUCGGGCAAGGUUCUGGAUGCGAGAUCUUCGACGCACAGUUAUCGGUGUGACAUCGCGAUGUAUCGUAUGUAUACGAGCCAGACCUAAACAAUUCGUGCAGCAAAUGGGCCAAUUGCCUGCUGCCCGGGUAACUGUGUCACCCGCUUUCACCCACACGGGGGUGGACUUAUGUGGACCUUUCUACGUCAUCCCUCACACCAGAUCGACACGGCGGAUAGAAGUCUACGCGUGCAUAUUCGUCUGCUUUGCUACCAAGGCAAUUCAUCUGGAAGUGGUGGAAAACCUGUCAACGUCUGCUUUCAUCUCAGCACUGAUUCGUUUCGUGUCCCUUCGUGGCAGACCAGACACGAUAUAUUCAGAUAACGGCCGAAACUUCGUUGGAGCAGCCAAAGAGUUGCGCCUGCUACGUGAAGCCUACAACAACCGCGCCUUCCAGGACGAGAUAGUGAAUCUAGCUGCCGAAAAGGGGAUACGGUUCUCCUUCAUUCCGCCGCGGAGCCCGAAUUUCGGCGGCCUUUGGGAGGCCAACAUUAAAGUGGCCAAACGCCUUUUCAAGGCUGCAGCGAGGGGCGCCCAUCUCAAAUUGGUUGAGUUGCAAACGUUACUCUAUCAAAUUUCAUCAAUUCUCAAUUCCAGGCCAC
This is a messenger RNA of Anopheles arabiensis, 3269 nucleotides long. RefSeq lists its product as uncharacterized. The coding region runs from base 468 to 2144 and encodes 558 amino acids. NCBI's taxonomy places the organism in Eukaryota, Metazoa, Arthropoda, Insecta, Diptera, Culicidae. The record is from RefSeq and is a predicted model, not a curated record. The transcript is spliced from 2 exons.